AUGGGGCGCGUCAUUCGCUCACAACGUAAGGGUCGCGGGUCUGUCUUCAAGGCACACACCCACAAGAGAAAAGGAGCAGCAAAGCUCCGCGCCCUCGACUAUGCGGAAAGAAAUGGCUAUAUCAAAGGUUUGGUGACUUCAAUUGAGCAUGACCCCGGGCGAGGGGCACCGCUAGCUGUUGUCUCCUUUCGCGAUGCAUAUCGCUACAGAAUUAACAAAGAAAGAAUGCUGGCUGUGGAGGGGCUUCAUACAGGGCAGUUCAUUCACUGCGGAAAGAAAGCUGCACUCUGCAUCGGCAAUGUAUUGCCCUUAGGCCGAGUGCCGGAGGGGACGGUGGUUUGUGCUGUCGAAGAAAAGGCAGGAGACAGAGGGACCCUCGCUAAGACCUCAGGCUCCUUCGCAACUGUUGUUGGACACAGCGAGGAGACAGGAAAGUCUAGGGUUCGUCUGCCUUCGGGUGCUCGCAAAACCCUUCCUUCUUCAGCUCGCUGUAUCAUCGGUUUAGUUGCAGGAGGCGGUCGCAUCGAUAAACCCCUCUUAAAGGCUGGAAAUGCUUAUCACAAAUAUAAAGCAAAGAGAAACUGCUGGCCGAAGGUGCGGGGUGUAGCGAUGAACCCUGUAGAGCACCCGCACGGAGGAGGCAAUCAUCAGCACAUUGGGCAAAAGGUGGGUCUUAUUGCUGCUCGGCGCACGGGUCUGCUGCGCGGAGGAAGGAAGACGAAGCUUGCAGGCAAAGACAAAAGGCAGGGUAGAAAAGAAGGGCUGGAGUAUUAG
Molecule: messenger RNA, 774 nt
Organism: Eimeria acervulina
Lineage: Eukaryota; Apicomplexa; Conoidasida; Eucoccidiorida; Eimeriidae
Product: 60S ribosomal protein L8, putative
Exons: 8
Coding region: 1-774 (257 amino acids)
Biological process (GO): cytoplasmic translation
Cellular component (GO): ribosome; cytosolic large ribosomal subunit
Molecular function (GO): structural constituent of ribosome; RNA binding
Source: RefSeq, a predicted model, not a curated record